Messenger RNA from Eleginops maclovinus (Patagonian blennie), 7220 nucleotides. RefSeq names its product vitamin D3 receptor B. Lineage: Eukaryota; Metazoa; Chordata; Actinopteri; Perciformes; Eleginopidae. Gene Ontology annotation, cellular component: nucleus. The coding region runs from base 562 to 1839 and encodes 425 amino acids. Gene Ontology annotation, molecular function: nuclear receptor activity; zinc ion binding; vitamin D response element binding. The record is from RefSeq and is a predicted model, not a curated record. The transcript has 10 exons. Gene Ontology annotation, biological process: negative regulation of transcription by RNA polymerase II; cell differentiation; positive regulation of transcription by RNA polymerase II.
UUGGGUCCUGAAGAAGGAGGUAUUUCACGUCGGACUACCGUAGGUGUGAUUGAGUUUUCUCCAUGUUAGUGCGUACCUUUGCCCGUCUUUGAAAUAAAAUUGCGUCUCUACUGUUUUUCCGUUGGAUGUUCGUCGGCCGCGGUCGCAUAGCGGUUAGUAAGCUGGCUGAACUUGGUGCCUCGUUUUAGGGUUAAAGCAGCCAGCUAGCCACGCUAACGCUAGCUACUACCAGCGCUGCUGUGUGUGUGUGAGAGAGAGAGCCGACGUCUAGAAGGGCGUACGAGUUUGACGUUUUCUCCACAAGUCGCCUCACAUUUUUGAGUUUAGUACAACGCGGUCCACUCUCUGCUCGAAGCUAUCACACCCAGCGGGCAACAUGGAGGGGACUCACUUUGCAAGAGCAUGAACACGACGACCAACGGCGACUAAAGAGGAUUAAAAGCAACUCGGGUCUUCAUGGGGAAAAGUUGAGUCGAGGAUUAACAACUUGGGAUAAACUGAAGAAGGUUCCAAGUCUUACCUAUUGUACAAUUUGUACAAGGGAAUGCUCAAACCUCAGUGAUGGAAACCACAGUUGUGAGUACGUCCAAUCUCGCCCCCGAUGAGUUCGAUAGGAACGUGCCGCGGAUCUGCGGCGUGUGUGGCGACAAAGCCACCGGAUUCCACUUCAACGCCAUGACCUGUGAGGGCUGCAAGGGUUUUUUCAGGCGCAGCAUGAAGCGCAAGGCCGCCUUCACGUGUCCCUUUAACGGCAGUUGCACCAUCACCAAGGACAACAGGCGCCACUGCCAGGCAUGCCGGCUCAAGCGCUGCGUGGACAUUGGCAUGAUGAAAGAGUUCAUUCUGACAGACGAGGAAGUGCAGAGGAAGAAAGACCUGAUUCAGCGGAGGAAGGAUGAUGAAGCCAUGCGCGAAGCAGAGAAGGAGGCGCGGCGGCCCCGGCUGAGCGAUGAACAGAGCCAUGUCAUCGCCACGCUGGUCGAGGCGCACCACAAAACAUAUGACGACUCCUACUCUGACUUCUGCCGCUUCAGGCCUCCUGUGCGCGAGGGCCCGGUUACGCGUAGUGCCAGUCGAGCUGCCUCCCUCCACUCUCUGUCUGACGCCUCCUCUGACUCCUUCAGUCACUCACCAGAGUCAGUAGACACCAAAAUGAACUUCAACAACCUGUUGAUGAUGUACCACGAGCAGGGCAGCAGCCCCGACUCCAGCGAGGAGGAGGGCUCCAGCUUCUCCAUGCUGCCCCACCUGGCUGACCUGGUCUCCUACAGCAUCCAGAAGGUCAUCGGCUUUGCCAAGAUGAUCCCCGGGUUUAGGGAGCUGACGGCAGAGGACCAGAUCGCCCUGCUCAAGUCCAGCGCCAUCGAGGUGAUCAUGCUGCGCUCUAAUCAGAGCUUCAACCUGGAAGACAUGUCCUGGAGCUGUGGUGGGCCGGACUUCAAAUACCAGAUCAGCGAUGUCACCAAAGCGGGACACACUCUGGAGCUGCUGGAGCCACUGGUGAAGUUCCAGGUGGGUCUGAAGAAGCUCAACCUGCAGGAGGAAGAACAUGUGAUGCUGAUGGCCAUCUGCCUGCUCUCUCCAGACCGCCCAGGUGUGCAGGAUCACGCGCGGAUCGAGGCCCUCCAAGACCGCCUGUCCGAGACCCUGCAGGCCUACAUCCAGCUGCACCACCCAGGAGAACGGCUGCUCUACGCCAAGAUGAUCCAGAAGCUGGCGGACCUGCGCAGCCUCAACGAGGAGCACUCCAAGCAGUACCGCUCUCUCUCCUUCCAGCCGGAGCACAGCAUGCAGCUCACCCCGCUGGUGCUGGAGGUGUUCGGCAGCGAAGUCUCUUAGAAACCUCCGAACCCCCGCGAUGGAGAUGAGACAGGAGACGAGACGGUGAAAAAUGGAGGGAGAGAGCCGAGGGUGUGCUGGAUCGACUUAGUGGAGGCGUGGAGCUAGUAGAAGGUGUGUGUGUGUGUGUGUGUGUGUGUGUGUGUGUGUGUGUGUGUGUGUGUGUGUGUGUGUGUGUGUGUGUGUGUGUGUGUGUGUGUGUGUGUGUGUGUGUGUGUGUGUGUGUGUGUGUGUGUGUGUGUGUGUGUGUGUGUGUGUGUGUGUGUGUGUGUGUGGCAAGGUUGUAUGGAGAGCAAGCAGAUGUUAGGAGACGUAGUAAACAAAGGAAACUUCAUAUAAUACAAAUGUAUCUAUUCAUACAACUUCUGCCUGUAUGCAGUGUCUUUGUCUGUAUUUAAAUCCACAAACCGCUGCUUCAAAUGCCUGGACUUUUUGUGUGUGUGUACUUGGCGUGCACACACACACACUCAAUACAAACAAACUCAGUUAUUCAUUUUAGCCAUUCAGUUGAGCUACCUCUUUGUUUUACACCACCUGUGAAACAGUAACUUUUACACAAAGCAAGAGCUAGAUGCAGGAUGCAUGACAUUUCAGUGCAAAAGUGCACAUCCUCUUUUUUAUGUUUCCGAACUUUUCUUUUGGUUUAUCAUCUGCCUCUCUGUAAGGCAGCAUAUGUAUGUAUGUAUGUAUGUAUGUAUAUUAUACAAUUCAAACACAUGCCUUUUGCCUUUCACCAAAGGUAUGGUCUACUUUCUCAAAAAGCUUCCAGUACCUAAAAAUAACCUUUGCUGCUUCAUGGCUCGCUUCACGCAUGCAGCCAAUCGACAUGCUAGCAACUAGCCUCACAGCCAAUGAAGGAAAACUGGCAUUCUUUAGGUUUAUACUGCAGAACAUAGUCUGUCAUUUAGUGAGGUUUUGAUGGGACAUCGGGGCGUCUGGUUUUGAGGUGAGAAUUAGCCACUAAAUGUUUUAGAUAUUUUACACUGCUAACUGUCAAUCAAACCCAGCCGGCAUUAUGGCUAGAGACUCUCUUUUGAAAUGUUUCUUUCUUCCUCUUUAUGUUUAAUUGUUUGUUUCCCUGUAAAUAGUUAAUUACUACCACACGUAUCCUAAGCACUGUUAUUCCACCUUUUACGCAAGCCUAUGUAUUGAUCUACAUUAUCUAUAUUAUCACAGAUUUUAAAGGGCUAAGAUGCCAAAUCUAACUGGAAUAGUAAAUUGAGGCCAAAGCAAGCGGCCCGUCUUGUUAAUAUAUAGCUGCAUACCAUAAUUGGAAUUGGCAUAUAUAUACUGAUGUAAUUGCAAUGGUUGUUUUUUGUUUUUCUUCUUCUAUACGUCACAUCACCUUUAAAAACAAUUCCAUGAAUUGUUCCUUCGUAGUAAACAGUGAGCUCGGUGGGCGAAGAGCUAGGGAAGCUGCUUCAGACCAAGAUAUCACACCCCGUUCGUUUCUGACAGGGAAGUGGAUUUUCUAGAAUGUCGGAGGGCCUGGAUGCGCAGCUCCACACCCAGGCCCUCCUGUUUGAUGAUGUAUGCUGCGCAGCCCUCUAGUGGCUGCAUUGUGUAAAUACCAGCUAUAUAUAUAUAUAUAUAUAUAUAUAUAUAUAUAUAUAUAUAUAUAUAUAUAAUGUCCCGCUGUACAUAGGGCUACAUAGAUAUUUCUCAAGGCCAAUCUUUUCUGAAAUAUAUAUGCAAAUACAAUAUUGACCCUUUUUUUGAUUCACUAUCACUAAGUUUCUGAGACACUAUGCUCUUUUGACUUUUUUUUCUUGUUAAGAAUGAAUUAGAAAUGGCUUAAACAGGGAUUGCUUGUGUAUUUGACUCAGUAAAAUGAUAUAUUUUUUAGUGGUGGGUUGCCUAAUUUCCAAGGUUUAUUUGCAGAAAGAGGACAAGCUUAACAUAAUGUGCUGCUCUCUAAUAUAAGCCAUAUAGAUCAAUAUUACAGCUGAUCUAUUACAGUGAAUUGAAAUGAUGUUUCCAGAGCCUUGGAUAUCCUCAUUAUAUAAUCUUCGUACUCAUAUGCUAUUUUUCCGGGGCUCUUGGAGGAUAAGCUUGUAAAUGAAAGGAACUCGUAUGCCUUCUCUCUGCUGUCAAAGUGCUGUCAGUCAUCUUUGGCUUAUGCUUCAUCAAACAGCAUCUAAUGGCUUAUAAACCAAACUGCCAGGAGAAUUUUAACGCUUAGGUUUAGAGGCCAGUAAUGUAUGGCUUGCUGCAUGCGGGAUUAUGGUGAAAUUAUAUAAAAAUAAGAUGUAUUUUUUAUUUCAAGACAAUUCCCCAAAGAAGUCAAAUUCUUGCCGUGUUCAGAUGAUGUCACUAAGGCAUCUCGGCUUUAGACAAGUCAUGUGCAGAGAGUCUUGCGAGUAUCAAACUUUAUAUAUUUUGUCUUCUAUUUGCUGUGUGACAGAAGACACCAGUUGAAACGGUUGCUGUGAUUGGCCAGGAGCAGACCAGGGUUACUCUGUGAUCUUAAGAGGAAAGGCUGGUGGGAGCGCGCAAGUGUUUGUCGUUGAGCUGGACGUAUUCCCGCGACUUUGCUUUGGGAGAAGUUGUUGCUUCUAAUUUGUUCAGCCUACAUUUAGAGUUUAUAAACAUUUAGGAUUUAAUGUCCAUUCUCCACCACUGUGGCUUUUUAAAAUUCCAACUCUUCAUCAGUCACUGUGACACUCAAGCUGACAGUCGGCGCUGGAAACGGGGAUGAUCGGUAGUUAAAUUCAGUUAAUCAUAAUGAGUUUGGUUUUCUCAAUGAAAACCAUUUGGAUAUGUAAUGUGUGUGUGUGUGUGUAUAUAGAUACACACACAAAGCAGAAAUGUCCCCACCGUGAUUGAUCUUUGAGGAGUAGAGGACGGAGUGUCUUUAGGCAGUACCACUCAUAUGUAUAGUGUGUCAGUUUGAUGAGGGGCAUGAUGUGCUUGGUUACUGAACACUGACUUUUGAAGUUUUUGAAAAGUCUCCUUGUUGAUUUUUCUCUGAAUACAUACUUCCUGUAUGUGGAAAUGAGUUUGAUUUUUAGCUCUAUAUUGUUUUGUUGAGAUAGAAAUGCGGUGUUGAUUUGUGUAUGUUUAACACAGCGGGAGGUUUGGUGAACAUUGUAAGUGCCACAGGGAGAGUUCCCUCCACACAAGAACAGGGUAAAAGAGGAGUUGCUCUUUUGGCUUUGAAAACCAAACAGGAAGAGUCUUGUGGAUGCAUCGUUUUGCCACUAAUUGAGGCAAAUUUCUGCGUGGUGCCAGGGGAAUACUCACUUCAGGUUUCAUCAUAAGAAAGGACCUCUUUUGUCCCAUUUUCACUCACUAAAUAUAUACAUACCUGUUGUUUAUUGGUCCCAAGUUAAUUCCAAGUUUAAAAUGAUGCAUCUGCAGAUUUUUCCUGUUUGGCUUUACCAGGGUAGGCAGCGUUGAGGUUGUUGAAAAUACUGGAACUUGGAGAUCUACCACACACUACAUGAGUCUGUCUUUUUGGGGAGAUUUCCCUCGAGAUUGGCAACAAAAUACAGUAACAACACCUGCAAUAUACAACUCAUGGUACACUAUCACCAGCAAGCUUUACAGUUUAUCAUGUACGUAGACAUUUUUGAAGUUUUUUGUAUAACUGUUGCCAUUACAAAUCCUGUCUGUAAACAGAUGUCUGUUAUCAGUCACAGAAACAGUUGGCCAUCUCCCACACGAAGGCUCUCUAGUCUUUUUUUCCUUUCCGUUUUUUUCUCCCAUUAGGACAGGGAUUGUAAUGGAAUCAACUUAAUUUAGUUCUUACAAAAAGGAGUGUCCACAAUGGAUGUACACCAUAAUCUACCUAAAAAACCUACCUCUUUUAGCUCAGAUUUUUUGCUUUAGCAUUAAGCAUUUGCCUCUGUUUUUACUUUUGUAAUAUUUGUAUUCAUGUUGGUAUUUAUUGCUGUCUAAUGAGUCAUACUUCAAUGAUUACCUCAGAGAUAUCUCACAGAUUUUGGGAGAGUCCAGCUAAUGAAGUCAUUCAUAGUUUGUUUGUUUUUUUAGAUUUUUUUUUGUACAGUUUAUUCUUCUCGGACAUAGCAUUGCCUUCUUUCUUUUUUUUAACGCACAAAAUACCAGGAGUGUUUUUAAUAUAGUGCCUGCACUCUGACCAACGGAGCUCAGACUGGCUAGGGUGAGGCUGCAUUCACUCCAGAAGAAGACUUCCUCCUCUGCCUCUGUGUCCUCUAAAGAUCUGGGUAGUUACCAACAUCAGAUGCUGUAGAUCUGGUUACCAUGUUGUUGAUAUGUACCGCCAUGAUUAUGGUUCCUGAGGGCACAGGGCAGAGGAGAGCUUUGUGGAGUGAAUGCAGCCGCAAAGAAGGAACAACCUGAAAGACUUUGUGGCAGUAGGAGAAGCGGGAGGUGUGUUUGCGCUCCACUUGGUACUGUUAGCACAGUCUUUGCUCUGUAGUACGCCAUCCUUCCCUUGUCCCUCUUAUUUGCCCCCCGUCAUUCCCCCCAUACCCUCUCCUCCUGUCCUAAAGUCUGCUCCCUUCAUCAUUCCCUGCCGAUGUUUGGUCUAACAAGGGGAAUCUAGGAGAAAUAAAAAUCCUCAGUAUCCAUGCAAUGCUGCUUUUAUCUCGAGCAUCGCCAAGUUGCGUGUUAUAGACGCUACCUGAUGCAGGCAUCGUCCAAAAGUUCGCCCCGCAGCGGCGCGACAAGCCUCAUUGAAAGAUUGUGUCUUUGGAAACGCAACUUAGUGGUGCUUUUUGGGAAAAAAUACUUUCAGAUCGUAGUAUCAUAUUAACGGAGCAACUACUCACUUUGGUGAAUUUUUAAACCAAGUUUAUUUUGUAUUCAUGUCAAACUGCUUCAGGUAAACACUGAAUGAAAUAAGUGAAUUUUUAUUGAUCAGUGAAUACUGAGGAACAAUGUCGCCAUGGACACACCUACCCCCGAGCUGUGUGCCAUUUUAAAACCCUGUUAAUGCAGGGACGGUGUUAAUGAAGCGGGCUUCAGAUGUUCCCCUGUGUAAUUCGAAUGAGAAAGUUGCCCGACUGUGAGAUUGGCCUCUUAAAUAGUACUUAGUCAGCCAUGUGUAUUGAUCUUCUAUAAGGAGUAAAAUUUGAAUUGAAUAGAAUUCUCACCCUGUAUUGUGAACCCAAAUCUUGCCACAUUCAAUUAAAAUGCCUGAACCAACGAAAGCACUUAAUGUAUUGCUUGUAACACAUGCAUACUUAUGAAUCUAUUAGCCAUAAACUGCCUGUGUAGGUCAGCAUGGUAUGGCUCCAAUUAUCAAAUAAGGUUGUCACCUAAAUUCUAAUGUAAUUGCAAUUUAUCUUUUGCCUCUUUUUUUUUCAAAGAUCUUCUUUUUCUAUUAUAAAUUGGUGUUUAUGUAAUGUUAUUUUUGUCAGAUGUUUUGCAAAUCAAAAAUAAACAGUUGUACAUAG